Messenger RNA from Dendrobium catenatum, 2273 nucleotides. RefSeq names its product protein TWIN SISTER of FT. Bases 689 to 1210 code for a protein of 173 amino acids. The record is from RefSeq and is a predicted model, not a curated record. Lineage: Eukaryota; Viridiplantae; Streptophyta; Magnoliopsida; Asparagales; Orchidaceae. The transcript is spliced from 4 exons.
GUCCCCGCACUACAUUAUUCGUUGAAUGUCAUAUUUCAGUAAACCAAACGCCAGUGUGGAAAGCCAUUUAAUUCAUAGCUAAUAAUUCAAGUCAAGCAAUCAUCAUUUACAUGCAUAUUGCUUGAACUAAAUUGUCAAUUUCCUCUCAUGUAAACAAAACACGUGCCCUGCAAGUGCUUGACGCAUGCAUAAAAGAGCUUGCACUUGUGAUAAAUCAAAAUAAAAAAGUGUGCAGUAUCUGAUACUCUUGGGUGCCUCAAAACAAAACGUGCAUAGCCAACUCUGAUCUUCUUUGCAUGAGAGUGAAGACCAGCAAGAUAUAUGACCAUGACUAGCUGAUAUAUCCCAAUGCCUUAGAUUCCUUGCAUUACAACAGCGAAUUCAGGUGAGGUGGUAUUUGGGGGAAUGAUUUGGUGAAGGAUUUGGCAGGGGGAGGUUCUUAUAUCCAUCCAGUUUGGUCCUUAGCCUCACCAUACAGAUACGAAGGAUCAAAAGAACAGAAAACAAAAGUAGAUUCCAAGGUUCACUUGAAAUGCAGUAGCAAUUGUAACACAAUGUGAACAUAAAGUAGAUGCCAUGACCAUUUAUCCAACUAUAUAUAUGUAAUAAUUUAACUGCCUUUUGCUGCAUUAUCAACCAAAACUAAAAGGUGCUCGGUCAGUUAUUCAAGUGCUCAUUGAAGCCAAUCAUGAUGCAUGGACGGGAUCCGCUUGUGCUCGGGCAGGUAGUAGGUGAUGUGCUGGAUCCUUUCAUUAGAUCGGCAAUGUUGAGGGUGGUGUACAACAACAAGGAGAUCACCAAUGGCACUGGACUAAGACAGUCGGCAGUGGUGAAUGCUCCAACGGUUGAGAUUGGUGGUGAUGAUGAGCAGAUUCUCUACACACUAGUGAUGGUGGAUCCAGAUGCUCCAAGCCCAAAUAAUCCGGAAAAUAGAGAAUACCUACACUGGUUGGUGACAGAUAUACCAGAGACAAUGGAUGCAAGUUUUGGUAAUGAAGUAGUCCACUAUGAAGGGCCACGACCACAAGCUGGAAUUCAUAGAAUUGCUUUUGUAUUAUUUAAGCAAGAAACUCAGCAAACGGUUUAUGCACCAGGAUGGCGUCAAAACUUCAAUACUAGGGAUUUUGCAGCAGUUUACAAUCUUGGAUCCCCUGUUGCAGCAGUGUAUUUCAAUUGUCAGAGAGAACAUGGUUGCGGUGGCAGAAGGUAAACUGACUUUUUCUAUUACUGUUUAGGGUAAACUCAUAAUUCUUACUGUUUGUCUGAUUUGAAUGUGCAAGCUAUCACAUUAAUUCAGUUUCUUGAAUAAGUCAACAAUGAAUGCAAACAAUGUCUUCAAUUCUACACAUACUUUAAAUUGAGAUAACAUGCUGGCACACUUUAAUCCUAAACUAAAACUUUAAAAAAAUUUGCUGUACAUUUAAGCUUUAAAAUCUGAUGUCUUUAUAAUUUCUAGUCAGUUCCUAUCAUGUAAAUGCAUAGAACAAUACAUGCAAUAUGAAAAAACUCUUCCUGUAUCUUAGUUAUAAAGUUCUUUUGAUUGUUUUCUUUUAUUAUAAGACGUCCCACAGUAGAUAGACCAUGUCUAAUAAUACCCCAAGGACAACAAAGACUAGAACUCAUCAGGUUAUGUCACCAGAAUUUCUUCGGAGAAAAAGGGACAAAGAUUAUGUAGAACUACCCUUGCAGAACUUUAACUCAAGUAAAAUUGCUAUAAUCUUUGGUUCGGCAAGUGUUGUAUCUUGGCCAAUCAAUAUUCAUUAAAUAUUUUCUUCAUGAUAUUUAUCAACAGAUUCAUCCAUAUGCACUAUUGAAUACCUUUAUAUCACAAAAUACAGCUAUUUCUUCAAAAUCUGAAUAUUCAUUUUCUAAUGGAAGGUUCCUCGGGGUGAACUGAUUCUAUCAGUAAUACAUUAAAUAUCAGCUGUUCAGAGUUCAGAUACUCACUUAAUUUCAAGAAGAGUGCAAUACAAGAGUAGCACUUCAAGAAUCAUGUAACUAUUUCUUUUUUGUAGCCAUAAGUAUGUUUUUUCUUCUAGGGAUGUCCAUUUUUGUUUUUUUCCCUAAUUUAAAGGGUUCUGCAAUAUUGGAGAAGUUGUCCUAUUUAUGUAUUAAGCUAAAAAUAAUUGAACUUUUCAAAUUUGCUAGAACCAGUGAUUUUCCAUUUACAUAAUGUAGAAACUUAAGUAAAAGGACGCCUGUUCAAAGAUAGAACCAUUUGAACAGUUCUAUUACAUGCAUCUUUCUUCUUGACUGUUCAAAUGUAAUUUCCC